Messenger RNA from Brassica napus (rape), 1770 nucleotides. RefSeq lists its product as uncharacterized. Gene Ontology annotation, molecular function: cysteine-type peptidase activity. The coding region runs from base 1 to 1770 and encodes 589 amino acids. The transcript has 8 exons. The record is from RefSeq and is a predicted model, not a curated record. Gene Ontology annotation, biological process: proteolysis. NCBI's taxonomy places the organism in Eukaryota, Viridiplantae, Streptophyta, Magnoliopsida, Brassicales, Brassicaceae.
AUGGUGGAGGAAUCUGUUGGUUUGGAUGCGUGGGAAUCCAUUAAGGCAUCUUCUGUUGGAAGAGUCCUAGACGCAGAAGCUUUUGAAAGAUAUCCUUGGGGGCGUGUCGGAUUUUCCAGCCUCGUUAAUUCAGUUAAGCUUGUUUCAUAUGAAGGAAAGAAGAAAUAUACACUUCGUGGAUGUGUUCAUGCUCUUCUCAUCUGGGUGUAUGAAUCAAUACCUGGCAUUGGGCAUGAAUAUGGGAACCAUAUUGAGGGUAACCAAGUUCCUCUUCUCUCUUGGUCUGCAUCCCGUCCCCGUAUACAGUGGGAUUUGUUUUAUAAAAAAGAGAAAAAAGCUCACCAGAAGGUGCGUGUCAGACAUCUCAUUGUUAAGGCAGAAUCGGACAUAUAUCCUCAAUGGGAUGAUGACAAGGUUGAUGAUGAUCUUCAUAACUUGAUUUUAGAGAUUCUACAUGACCAGCUUGAUGAUAAGUACUGGAGCUUGAAGGCAACUAAUGAACCAGUAGCAAUCAAAAAGCAAAGGAAUUUAGUGACUGAAGAAGAUCAUUGCAUGAAGAAAAAAAAUCCAGCAAAGAGGAAAAUCACAGACUGUGGAUCCAGCCUUAACUCAGGUGGAGAUGAUGGAUUCAGGCAUGAUCUAAUGGAAGCAGUGAAGACAUUGACUGCAACGGUUCAAAAUGUGGACACAGUUGUUGCUGAGAAGGUGUUGACUACAUUAGACACAAAGAUUGAAGCAAAAGUAAAUGCAAGAGUUGCUCAAGCCGAGCAGGUACUUGGCUGUCAAAUCUUAGCAUUACAAGAACAAGUUGCUAAAAUUACAGAGCAGAUGCAAGAAACUGCCCCCAAAAAUGAUGGACACAUUGUAAACCAAGAAGAUGAAGUCAACAGCAAUGACCCGUCAUGGAUGGUCCAAGACAAGACACCAUUUGAUGUAGAUGCGGCAGUGCAGUGUGUGGUUAGAAAGAAAGCCAAGAAAUCCGAGGUCAAGCUAACGUCUCCUAUUCUACUUGACACUGUUGGAGGGAAGGUUACUAAAAAAAAUCAAGUAAAAGAACCUGCUGGAGGUUUGAUAAACGUUAAGAAGGAGAAGAAUGCAGUUCCACAGCUUAGAGAUUCUGCUGAAACAUGGUCUGAUUUAGAAGAUAAGCAAAAAUAUGACAUCCUAGGUACCACGUUAGACCAGUUAGCGGCAUCACUUUUAGAAGGACCUUUGCAUAAACGCAAGCCACAACUGACUAAGACUCAAGUGUAUCCAUAUGUUGGUAACUCAACUGUGAAGAGGAUCAUAACAGGCGAUUCUGAGAGUAUAGCCGACUGUGAUCCCUUAACUAAAGUUGAGGAGGCAAAAUUUCAGAAGCUAAUGGAUUAUCUACGAAGUAUUGCUGGUGAUAACGAUGUAGACACUCACUUCUACAUGAAGCUAAUAACGCCAAGAAAACUCUGGAAAACAGAUGAGUGUGGGUGGCUAACAGAUUCUCAUAUGGCAUCUACUUAUCUUCUAGAAGAGUGUCGUCCUUUCACGAAGAUGAUUCCGUUAUUGCUGAAUGAAAUGGUUCCAGAAAGAAAGAAGAGUUCACAACAGUUCAGGAUUUCAAGACAUAAAAGUGUGCCUAAGAAUGAAGCCCCUGGGGAUUGUGGUGUUUACGCUCUGAAGUAUAUAGAGUGUAAGGCAGUUGGCUGUGGUUUUGAAGGACUUUCUGACCAGUGCAUUCCGGCAAUGCGUAUUAAGUUAGCUGCUGAGAUCUAUGAUGAGGUCUCGGGUCUGUAG